Molecule: messenger RNA, 2304 nt
Organism: Colletotrichum chrysophilum
Lineage: Eukaryota; Fungi; Ascomycota; Sordariomycetes; Glomerellales; Glomerellaceae
Exons: 6
Coding region: 1-2304 (767 amino acids)
Molecular function (GO): protein binding
Source: RefSeq, a predicted model, not a curated record
AUGGAGAAGCCUUCAACCGAUCAACCCCGAGAAACAAAACCAGAGGCGUCCAGUGGAAUUGAAAGUCUCAUCAGGAUCCCUGAAAUAAAGCGACAGGACCUUGGACUCAAGGUUCUGUAUGAGAAUCAAGAUGUAGACGAGAUUGAGGUUGACAUCGUGGCUGUCCACGGUAUCAUGGCCGACCCGAACACGACCUGGACCCACAAGAAAACCAACACCAAUUGGCUUUCUGACCCAUCAAUGCUCCCAGAAUCGUUGAAAGGCCACAAAGCAAGAAUCAUGAGCUUCGGAUACGACUCAAGAUGGUUCGGAAAAGACUCUACGAGGCAGUCUCUGUACAACCUUGCCGAGGACUUCUUGUACCAGUUAAAUCAGACAAGAGAGGCUUACAAUAAGUCGUGCAUGCAACCUGGAGACUUCCCGGGAGUUUGGCAGUCAAUGAGAGGAAUGGUGUUUCUCGGGACGCCCCACUCUGGUGUCAACGAAGGCUCCUCCAUGUCCAGACAAGGCGAGAUUUAUGCGGCUAUUGCUGCUAGCAAGAUGGAAAUACAAGACAAUGUGUUGCAGUCUAUUAUGCGGGACAAUGAUGUCCUCGAGAGCACCCGCGCCGAAUUCACAAGGAAGGAGUUUCUAGUUGUCAAGGAACACUUGAAGCACGAAGAACAGUGGUUGAUGGUUCUGGAUGGUCUCAACGAUGACGAAUCCCUGCAUUUCACCAACUCAAAUCCUGGGCAAGAGCCAAAGCCACUUCUGUCCUUCCUGCCCAAGCCUUCGGACAACCACAGGCUGCUGAUAACCACUACGCAAAGAACCUUGGCCCUUCGACAAAUGAAUUCGAAAGACAAGAACGUUCUAUCAGUCGGUGAUCUGACACGGGACGACGCCUCACGCCUUCUUCUUGGAAGGGUCGCCAGUAGCUCUACUAACGGAAAGCGUAUCGGAGAGAUCAUCAGCAUUGUUGGUGAUUCCGCCGGUGCACUCGAGCUUGUGAGACUCUGUGGCAUUUUCACGCAGACAGCCUUUUCUUCUCAGCUACUCGACCUCUUGCGCAAGAAUUGCAAGGGGAGCGAGGAUGGAGAAAGCCCAAAGCCGGCUUGGAGCCUACUCUGGAAUUCUCUAAAGGCCAAAAACAGUGAGCUGGCAUAUUGGUUCCACGUAAUCGGACUACUGGAUCUCCAAAUGAUACCCAGUAUCUUCUUCUCUAAUAACGAGAGGAAGACUUUACUCGAAGAGCUCACCAAACUGGGCUUGGUGGAGCAUUCUGAUGGACGAAGCUUCUAUCGAGUAACAGCAUUCUUUCGCCAAUGCCUUGAGUCUACAAUCACCGAGAAGCAGCGGAUGGAUGCAGAGGCUGCAUUGAUGCAGUCCGUGAAUACAAAGUUCAUUGAUGACGAGCGAAGUGUUCUCCUUCCAGUUGCCUUAGCCGCUUUAAAGUUGAAGGCCGGCCGUCCAGAUGCCAAGAGAGGACAAGAUAUCUUACGCGAGAAGGUGGAAAGCUACCGAAAACAACGCCAGAGCAGCUUGAGCCCGGAUAUUGGGUAUCUUCCUGAUGAUCCUAGGCGGCUGUCAACGAGCUACGGUUGGGAUCAACUUCGUCGAAGCACCCUUGAAGGCUCAUUCAACCAGCGCACAGGCCUUCCUAACUCUCAUCAGCGUUCUAUCUCUGAAGAUAGCAGUGGGUGGCCGUCGUGGCAGCGUCUGCAGCGGAGGUUGAUGGAUCCAGAAUGGGAGAAGAGGCGUGAAACACUCAGGAAGGACAGUAUCGCCGCUGCUCAAAUCCUGUCUCACGGUCGGCCACCGAACGGCUCUGAGGAUGCAACAAGUAUCUACAGACGUGUGAUCGACGGCUACUCCGCUGAACCCGAGGAAUACCUCAAGUUGGCAAGCUUGCAAUACAACUUGGCCAUCGCACAAGGCUCAGAGGGAAUGGUAGAUGAUGCCGCUACCACAUUUCGCCAGGCACUCCAGACCAUCCUUUCUGGUGAUGACCCCAGAACUCGGAAUAUUGAGGCUACGAAGUUGUACUACCGGAUCUACACCGACCUUGCAAGCAUGUACGUCUCCGACGGGCGCUUCGCUGAAGCCGAGGAGACAUUCAUGCACUUUCUUCCAAGUCAGGCCAAAGACCUGGGACAAGACAGUCAACAGACUCUGAAGACGCGACAUGAGUUUGCUCGCCUACUUCAAGAACGUGGUCAAAGCGAACUUGGCGGCCAGGAACUUGAGAGAAUUCUCAAGGCCAAUGAGCGUGUGCUUGGCAGCAACCACCGGGACACUCUUACGUCCCAGCCUGUUGUAGCAUGA